AAUCGAUUACUUUUUAUUUGAUUUUAACAAUAUAAUAUACCUAUUAUUAUGUUAGCAAUUUGUAUUGCACGGCUAAAUGUUCGCUGCGGCUGCGCACUUAUAAAUUAUAACGGCGACGGUGGAGGAGAAGAUAACAGAUAGCGCGCGGGUGCAACCAUAGUACGUUGAAACCGCGUCGAAAGAUCGAAUCUGAGUGCGACACUGGCACACUGCGUCGGAAACGCGUACGGCGGACAUCGAAUUUUGAUUUUCCGUAGCGUCCCCGGUCGCCUUUGUUUAUUGUUAUUAAUUUCAGUUUUGUAAAUCUCGUACAGUUAUUGGAUGUUCGUAGUGCGUUCGAAUUUCACGUCGGUUGUCCAUCGCGUUUACCUCCCUACGCUGCCUUUACGCGCUGCCGUAUAAUAUCGACGAGUCUAACACUCGUCGAUAGUUGCAUAUUUCGUUGUUGUUUCCAAACACAAAAUAAUGUCGCGAAGAAGUCAAACAUUGCCCGUGGCCGUGGAAUCUGAUACAGAUUCUGAAGAUUCAACCAGGUUUAAUAUAGGUAAACACCCAUAUAUUCAUAAUGGCCGUUUCGAUGGCAUUGUUGCCGUUAGCGUAAUCCGUUUUACCGCGUUCGCCGUUGUUUUCGCAAAUGUCGCCGACGUCGUUGUCGCCACCACCGCGCAUCUGUAGCGGUGUACCGUACCUACCAUGUCCGCCCAUUUGGCCUUUGUUGAUUUCUAUUGGACUGGCCACCAGAAAUAAUUUUUUUUACCGCGCAAUGUCUCUUAAUUUAUAUCUAAUUGAUUUCGUUGGAUAUUUUAGAUCCAUUCGGCAUUCAGUUUAAUCAUCGAUUGUCGGAACGUUUUCGGUCACCUAAAUACUUCCGCCCAUGGCAAAAUAAAUUUAUUGAAUACGUUUAUUCCGCCAUGCUUCCAUCGCAUUGCAAUUUGGACAGAACUACUUAUUUAAUGAAUCGAUUUGGACAUAGGCAUGAAUGAUCUUAAAAAUUAUGCGAUUAGUUGAUUUGGAAUAUUAUUCAAUCACUAAAAAUUUAAUUUCUAUUCAAUUAAUUUGUACUCUAAAGUUCAGACCAUAAUUCUUUAUCUAAUAAAUGCUUAUUUAAAUUUUUAGUAGUUAUUUUGUUCGCAUAAAAUAGUUAUGCUUUAAUAGAUUAAAGAUUGGAAACAAUUGACUGAUUAAAAUAUUAUUAAAAUUAUACUAUACAUUUUUGUUUUAUAAUUUUUGUUACUUAUAUGUUAUAAUAGUUGUACCAUAUUUAAAUAAUUCAAAUAAUUGGAAAGAUAAAAUUAUUCCAACAUAAUAAAUUAUUGAUAUAUACCUACCUUUACAUUGAAUUUGUGUGAUACUAAUUCUCAGAGCAACUUGAGUUUUGGUUUAUCAGUUAGGUUAAGCAUAAGCAACCUCUUAAUGAACAGGUAUUUCAUAAGGGUUAAGGUUAAGAAAAAUAUGGUAAGCAUUUUUACAUAAAUAGAUAAAUAGGUUAGCAUGAGUUCUUUUAUAUUAUAUUGUAGUUCGAGAAGAGUUUGUAAAUUUAAUUAAUUAAGGAUUACAAGAACUGGGAUUUUUUCCCAAGAUUUGAGAUUUGACUAAGUAUGAUCUUUUUUUUAUUUAUUUUAAUAUGUAGGUAUUACUAUAAAGAAAUAGUAACCUAGUUACAGAGUGAUUUAUUUUUACUAUAAACCAACAAUUUCCUUUGAGGAUUUAAAGUGAAUUCAAUUUCAGUUUUUUUUAUUCAUUAUGAAAAUAACUAUCAAUUAAAAAGUUAUGCAACUUAUUACACUCCUUUAGUUAAAACUUUAAAUGGUUAUACUUAACUCAUAAACAAUAAAUCUGAUAUUAGUGUUAUGCGUAAUUAUUCAAAUGUUUAGAAAAAUAUUUUCUCAAUUCGAUUUUGUGUUCAGAAAAGGGGUGGGUUCAUAUUUGAAAAACAAAAGUAUAUAAUUAUUUAAGGUAUAUGGAAUAAAGAUAAAAAAUUAAAAAUAGUUUUAAAAUAAAGCUUAAACAAUUCUAUAAUGAUUAAAAGAAAACAGAAAUCAAAUUCACUUAAGAAGAAACUAUACCUACAUGCACUGUUUUAGUCAAACUCAUGGGCAAUAUAGUAAAAUCAGCCUUACACAGACUGUGUACAACUUGCUUAAUUUUGGUUUUAUAAUAAAAGCACCUAUUAUGAAAAUUAAAAGAGAGCAAGACUAUGAGUUUCUUUUUAAAAUUAAUUUUUGCAAUGUUAGUCAUUUAAAACAAUGAAUUAGUUUUAAAUUUCUAAAUGAUGUAUUGAACAUUAUAUCCUGGAUAAUAAUUAGAAUAAUGAAUAACGCAUCAACUUGCCCUCUGGAAUAUUAUCUUCUUUUAAUUUUAUAGCAGGUGAUAUUUUACUCUAAAACCAAAAUUAAGCGAGUUUUACACAGUCUGCUUUAGGUAGAUUUUACUAUAUUGCCUGUUAGUUAGACUGAAACAGCAUGAGCAUCCUCUUAAAAUUCUCCGAGAUAAUUGCUGGUUAAUGAUAAAAAAAUCACCAUGUACAGAUAAGUAACCUAGUAACUUAAUUUCUAGAUUAAAAAUUAAAAUUAAAUAAUCAUAUAUUGAAUAAUACUUUUAAAGUUUUGAAACAUUAAAAAAAACCUACAUAAUCAUAUUGCAUAUUUAAUAAUUUGAAAUACAAAAAAUUGUACUAUAUUAUAAUGUAUUUCAUUAAAUAAAAUAACCUUUUUUUUUUUGAACUUAUUAACCAUUUAUAUUAAAAGUAGAUUUUUACAAUCAUAUCAAAUGUUUUAAUGAAGUAGGUAGGUAUUUAAUUGGUUAUCAAUCAAAUUAUAUAAUCCUUAUUGUUAGUAUUUUUUUUUUUUAAACAAUAAAUUUGCCCCGAAUAGGAAGGUGAAUAAAUGUUUAAAGGACAGUAAUUAAACAAUUAGUAGUUCUUUAAUUAUAUGUCAUUAAAACGAAUAAAGAAAAAUCUUAAUUUAAGACUGUUUAUAUACCUAUAGGUAUAUACUUUGGUGUAUAUUUGUAGAGUUUUAUGAACUUCAGUUUUUUAUUAUAAAACAAACUAAAAUAGUUGUUAGUACUAAAAUGUAAACUCACAAAAGGCUUUCACUUUGUUUAUUAUGAUGACAUCUCUUACCACAGGAAAUUGAUAAUGUAUAUUUUUUUUAAUUUAUAUUCAAAUGCACCUAGAAAUAUGCACUUUGUUAAAUAACUUAAUGAAAUCUGUUUAAAUUGUGUAAAUGAGUAUACACAAUCUGUAUUUGAUAAGGUAAUAAAUAUUAUUAUUUUUGUUUCUUUUUAAGGGCAAGAAGUUUGGUGUGAGUGGAAUAGCAUAUUCUACAGAGCAAAAAUAAAUAAAGUUGGAAUUUAUCUCAGUGAGCAGUAUUACCGCAUACACUAUUGGAAAUUUUCAAAAUCGUUAGUCUUUAUGUCUAAAAUAUAUUAAAUGUAAUGAGAACUAGUUCUUAUUAGUUUUAAAAUUGUUUAGUUGGGAUAUGACUGUCGCGGAAUCAAGACUAAUGGAAUACACAAAAGAGUCAAUUAAGCGAGUGACAAAAAUAAACAGAGAUAGAAAGUAAACAAUUAAUUAAAUUUUAUUUUUUUCAUAUUUGUAUUAUAAAAUAUAUUUUUUUUUAGUCGCAAAAAAAAAACUGAAGUCCAAUUAAGAAAAGAAAUUUUAGUAAGUAUACCACUUCAAGAAUAGAAAAAUUAUUAAAUUUAAUAAGAAAUAAAUAAAAUAGUGAGCAAAGAAGUUUAAACUAUUUAUAUUUUUUGUGAUAAAAGUACAAAUUUUAAAGUUAUAAAAAUAAUCUCAGCAAAAUUAUUGGGUUGUCUCUAAUACUUAGUUACAGUUCCACAUUUAAGUAAUAUUAGUUAAUAUUAUUUCAUUUUAUGUUUUUAUAAUUAAAUGACAGGAUUCCAAUGAGACUUAAAGGUAAGUUCUAAAAGAGUGUUGUAAGAUCGACUUUGUUUUAUGGAUCGGAGUAUUAGGGGGUAAAUAGAAGAAUAGAACAUCAGGAAUGCUUAGGUGGAUGAGUAGUGCGGCAAGAAAAAAUAGGAUAAGGUAGGAGUAUAAAAGAGGUACUGUAAGUGUGACUUUGAUAGUGGACAAAAUGAGAGAAAAUAGAUAAGAUGGUAUGGGCAUGUCAUGAUGACAGACUAAUUAGUAUCAGUAAGAAUUAUAAUGAAAAUAGUUGUAGGACGAAAGAGAGGUAAAAGAAGACUAAAAAAGAGUUGGUGAAUGUGAUUGAGAAUGAUAUGAUGGCUGGUGUAUGCGAGGGGAAUUUGAGAGAUUGGGUUGAGUAGAAGAGAGUAGUAGACCCAAAAUAAGUUGGGAUGGAGGCAAAGAAGAAGACUUAAUGUUUUUAUAAUUAAACUUGUUGAUUGCCUGACAAUAUAAUUUGAACCUUUGGAGAUAAAACAGGAAUUUCAUUAUUUUAUUGUAUAUAUAUAUAUUUUGUACAUUUUAUUCAUGUUAUUGUUAAAUUCUCUAUUGAGAAUGUUUAAACAAUGAUUUUAUUAGUUCAACAAUUUUUAAUAGGGAUAAAAUUUAAUAUGUAAACCAAUUUUAUUAAUUAUUAGUGUAAUAUACUAUAAUUGGUAGCUUAAAGGUGUAUUUAUAGGUUUUUUAUAGGGUAGAUUUUAAACUUUACAAAAUUGUGUUAUGUUUAUAAUUGAUAAUACACAUUUAGGAUUUAUAAUUUGAUACUGUGGUUUUUUAUGUGUAUAACCUUUCCACAUCAUUAACUAUCCAUGAAAACACAGUUGAUCUACUAAAUUGUUUUUAUUAAUAGUACAUUACAAACAUUUAUUAUAAUUAUUUAAUUAUUGGAAAUCUUUAGACUGAAGCACAAAAAAGAAUUGUUGAGCAAAAGCCAUACUUGAAACUUCAAAGAGUUGAUGACCGAUUUUUUUUUUCUAAUGGAUUUGGUGGAAACUACAAUUUAGGCUUUCCAAAAGGAAGAAGAGUACGUAGAAUAGUGAAAGUAAGUGGAAAGAAUUAACUAUAUUUAUUUACCAGACAUCUUAAAAAAUCUAAAACCAAAAAAAAUAUUUGUGAUAUUCAUCUAAAUUUAAAACAAUCAUAAAUUUCGAGUAUUUUAAUGUUAUAAUAUUAAUUGUUAAUAAUAUCAAAUAUUUAUUAUAAAUUUCUUAGAAUAAAAAUGUAAAUUUUUGACAAAUAAAUAAUAACUAUAUAUUUACUCAUAUUUUGAUAGAUUAAUGCAUCUUCAUCUUGCUUACUUUGCUAAUUAAAAAACAGUAAUCUCAUUAAAUGAAAUUCAAUUGCUUCAAAAAAUGAAUUUAUACUUCAUUAUUUUUACUGUGUUUGUAUUGUAUUGUCAUUACAUACAAUGUCAAGUUUUACUUGUCUACAGGUGUGCUUAAAAUGUAUUACAGUAUGUAUGUAUAAUUGUACUAAUUUCAUAUUAUCCAUACAGGCUAUUUUUGUAUUUUAGACAUUUUGCAAAAUUAAUUUGAAAUAAAGUUUAAUAUAUUUAUUAAACUAACUUAAUUAUUUUAUACACAUUACACACUUUUUUAAAAAUCCUAAUUUGUUGUCUGGAUUAAAUUGUGUUUUUUAUUAUUAGUAACACAUAUUUACAUUAAAAAAUUAAUAAUUUUCAGAGAUCGUCUAAAUCAUCAAAAAACCUUUCCGUCCGAUCUAAAAAAACAGAAAAUGCCCGUAAAUUGAAGCCAACUCCAAAAAAAAAAAAAAGUUCGUAUUAUAGUAUUUAUUAUAAUUAAUAAUUAUUCUCUCAUCUUAAAUUAUCAUAUAGAUGUUGUCAUUGAUAGAAAACUAAAGGUUUUGGUUUUAUUAGGCGUAAAACCAAGCAAGAGCUAAUUAUUUGUAUUGUGCUCUGGUCUGUUCAACUAUUGAGUAUAGUUCUAUCAUCUGGCAUCCUUGCUAAGGAAUAAAUAUGAAUUGGAACGGGUCCAGCAUAGAUUUUUAUUGGUUACCGCUUUCAGACUUAAUUUACCAUCUCCACAUUUUUUCAACAAAAAUUUUGCUCAAUUUCGAAUCUAUUUUAAAUUUUACAAAAGACUACAGAUAGAACAUAAUGGUACUUUAUGAAGAUAAUUGUUUAAACUUUUUUGUAUAUUUCCUUAAGCAUCAUGUUUUGUCGUACUUAUUUUGAAUAUUAUUUGGUAACGUUUUAUUAUAUUUUUUAAUAUUAUUUUUUAUGAAUAUUUAGAUGCAAUAAAGUGUAAUUUUCUUACUUUGGUAGUAGUUCCGUUUGAAAUUCAAGGUCUCAAAUAGAAAUGCUUAAUUUUAGUAUUUUAUGAAAGUGUACUAUGAUAUCAGCUGUAGGGAAAUGUAGCAAAAGCAAUUCCUGAAAUAAUUUUGGAGUUUAAUUGGGUCUCUAUUUUUAUGACCUUAUUGUAGUAAAAGAGUUGGAACAUGCUUUAUCCUCCGCAUACAUUUCUUCAGCUUAAUCUGUACUAUGCCAGUUGUACAGUAAUAAUGGCUAAUAGAAACAAUUUUCUGUAUUAUAAAAUGGCGAGGAAAUUAUGGCUUGUUACAAAAAUGACCAGAAAUAAGUAUGUCUAGUGGAAAGUAUGGUCAGAUGAAAAAUUUUAUUUAAAUAAUAUUUAUAUUCCGAGUGUAUUAUGGAAUAUAUUGGUUAAAUUUUUUUAUCUGUGUUUGUGUUGGAGAAAAGAGGUGGUUGGAUUCAAUGGAGAAUAAUAAUUAAACAGAAUGGAGGGUGUAUGUAAGGAUAAUGUGGGAGAUCAGGUAGUUCUUUAAGUUUAGGAUGAGGGUAGCCAUCCCUAAAUAUUUAGGAUGAAGAUUAAUGAGAUGAAAUGUAAACAUUAUUCUUUUCUGGUCAUUUUUGUAUUUGUCUAUUUUGGUAUAUUGUUAUUUUAUCUGUGGUCAUUUUUGAUUUGGCUAUUAUUACCAUUUAUUGACUCAUGUUAGUUGUAUAGAUGAAUGAAAAGCAAGUGUGAAAGUACUGAGCCUCUGGGUAUUCCAUAAAAUAGCCAAACAUUUUUGGAACCAAAUCAUAAUUAAGUCAAAAUAUUUAUUAGCUUAACAUAUAUUGGGUGAAUCGUGAAACAGCUGAAAUGUACUUCAUCUAAACAUUUUAUAGCCGAACAAAAUAACAGUUGUUGAAGUGUAUUUCAAUUAAACUAUAUUUUAGCUAAAAAAUUGCAGCCGAAUCGUAUUUCAGCCGAAAACAACUUUGAUUAUAUUAUAUAAUAGUCAUCUGCAAUAGGGAAUACCCUAUACGGUAAAUAAUAGGAUUAAAUUCUCAAUAAAUGGCGAUUAGUAACAAAAAUUCACUAUUUGACAUUUUAUUUUGGCCAUCUCUAUAUGUGUUCUAUAUUUAGGUAUGUUGCGAGGAAAUAUAAUUUUUAACAUUUUAAUGACUUCCUUUAAAAUAAUACUUUCCCAUUUCUAUUGCUAGUUAUCUUACCAAUAUUAAUCUAUUACUCUAUUACUAAUUAAUAUAAUAUUUCCUUUUAAUUUUUAAGAUUGGUAAACAACUAUAUUUUAUAGACUGUUUUGUACUCUGGUUUAAAAUAAAGGAGUACAAAAGUUAAUAAAACAAUUUUAAAUUGACCUUUUUAGAAAAAAAAACAUAUUAUGAAGUUUGAGAUAAAAUUAUUGAAAAACAAAGCUCAAUGUAUUAUGUAAGAAGAUUUCCUCUAUCCAACAACAAAUAAAUUUUGUAAUCUGAUCAUUCUACAAGACAUGAGCAUAUUUCUGUAAGGCAUAUUUUUGAACCAAAAAUUGUUCUAACAUGGGCCUUUUACCAGGUCAGGAUACCGUGAUGGAAACUAAAUUAAAGCAUAUCACAAGACAAUUUCAGAAAUAUAUAUCAUUUUGAAUAAAAACUGUUUCCGGUGGGCAGUGAAUCAUUAUGGCAGUUCAUUGUAUUGAUAUAACCAUUUCAAGGUAAUAUUUUUGUGAAUUGAAGGUCACCAAUGUAGUGAGAAGGUAGUCAUAGUUUUGUGCUUGCAACUUGUAUAUUCAAAGAAAAAUAGUAGACACCGUUGUAAGCGAAACAGCAAAUAGUUAUAAUAAUAACAUUAAUACAACGUGCAUGAUCAUAGGAGCCCGCAGAAAUUUUUCUAGGGGGGAGGGGCAAUUUUAGUAUUUGAAGAGAACUAUUAUAGUUUACUAGGUAUUUUUAAAACAACAACUUUUUUUACUAUACUCGUAUACAAUAUAUUUUAUUAUGUUACAACUUACAGGUAUAGGUAUAGGUAAAGUUAAUUUAGAAAAUUAAUUUUCAAAAAGAAAUUUUAAUUGUCUCGCAUCUCUUUCGAAACGAUCAACAAUUUCAUCAUAAAAUUUGUUAUUUCUAAUUAGGUCAUUAAUCGUAGAUUUAUGUACAUUCUUCAUGCAUAAAGCAUUGAGUCUUUCGUUGGUCAUGGUAGAGCGUAACCAGGUUUUAAUCCUCCAUGCUAAAAGUAAGUGCUAAAGGAUCGCUCAGCAAUACAAGUAGUUGCCGGGAAGCUAAGGCCAAUAUAAAUUGCCAAAAAUACGGAUGGGUAAAAUUGUUCUGAUUCAUUUAGUAUAUCUAGUACAUUUUUUGAUUUUUGAAUUUUUGAGCUAUUGUGGUAAUCAUACCAAAUUAUUGAUUCAGCUGCAAAAUUGUCUAGAAAAGACCUAUACUUUUUUGAAAUUUUUUCAGUAAGUGAUCUAUAUUGAUGUUCAUUGAGCUUGCUCAUAUAUUCUUGUAAUAAUUGAAAAAUAGAAUACUAAUAGAAUUAUUAUACAAAUUAUAUAGUUGAAAAGCACAGCUUUUUGUAUUGCGGUUUACAUUGCUUUCCGAUAGUUUUUGCAAUGCUUCCAAUAUUAUGUUAAUAUUUUCUUUAAAUAUCCUUUUACUUUUGUAUUUGGCUAUUCAGCGCGUUUCGCAAAAUAGAGGAAUGUUUGGAAUUUAUUUUCUUCUUAGAGAACUUUCUCGGAAAAAAUUGAUUGAAUCUUUUAUUGUUCCAACCGUGUUAUGAAUUUCGGAAACAUCACUCAAAUCAUUCAUAACUAAAUUCAACAUAUGAGAAUUACAAUGAAAAAAGUUUGCGUUCGGAUAUUUAUCUUCAAUUCGUUUUCUAACUCCACUUAUUUUUCCUACCAUAGUAGAAGAGCCGUUAUAGGCUUGACCGACCAUUUUUGAUAGAUCAAGCCCAAAUUUUAUGAGAGUGGACAGAUUUUGUUCAGAUAAAGUUUUAAUAUCCAGACAUUGCAAUGGUGCAAAGCCAAAAAAUUCUUCCCUUACACAGAAUUCACCGGUUGACAUUUUAUGCAUGAAUCGUACUCCCAAUGAAAGCUGCUCUAUACUGGAUAUAUCACAUGAUUUAUCAGCUAUAGCUAAAAAGAACUGGCUUUCCUUUACAUUCUUAAUUAUAUGUUCUAGUAACACUUGAUUACAUAUAUUUAUAAGUUCAUUUUGAAUCCUAUGUGAAACAUGAAUUGCAUUUGCUGGAGAAUUUUGCAAAUAGUCAUUUAAAAUGGUGUCUCCUGCAUCUACUCUAAAUUUUAAUAAGCUAUUGAAGAUAGCAGUCUCGUCAGUUUUUCUUCUUAAAGGCAUGUUGUCUAUACCACAAAAAACUAUUGUUUUGACUAUUGGUAUUAGUUUCACUCUAUUUGACUCUAUUGUUUGUUGUUGAGCAGAACUCAUAAGUUGAAAAACACUUUUUUUUAUUAUUUUCUAAAAUAUUACAAAAAUUGUUUGCUCUAUUUGUUGAGUUACGGUGCUAUUUAGAUUGAAGAUGAAGUUUCACAGAUCCAUGGAAAUCUUUAUAUUUUGUUAAUUCGUUAAUAAUGAAUCAACCUUGCACUCCUCGAUCCAGUUGAGGCUUGAAUAAUACACAAUAACGACAUAAAACUUCUUUUAAUUUUGUAGUAAAAAGAUAAUCUACUAACCACUUGAGACAAAAUAAAUGAUUUCCAGUAUCAGAGUCUUUUUUAAAAUCGUACGAUUUAUCGACUACCCAUACUUGUUUUGAUGCUUUAUAAAUGAUCUCGUCCGACAAUUUUCCAUGAUUUAUAAAAUUCCCAAUAUCAUAAAAAUCAAUGUUUGCAAAAUCUUAAAAAAAUUAAUUAUUCAAUUUAAACUUAAAAAUAUAAUUUCCACCCAAUUAUAUUGAUGCAGAUCUGAAAAUAAUAUCUGUAUAAUUUUUAUGUACUAUUAUGGUUUAAAUUUAAUUGUUAAAUAUAUUUAUAAAGACGUCUUUAUAAGGUACCUUAUAGUAGAUACGUAAUAAAGUAGAUGUUUCAUCAAAAGAAGUUGACUGAUCUAUUUUUGUUUAUUUUAGCAUUGUCGUGUUCAAGUUCUAAACGUGGUUUUUGUUUAAAUUAUCUUCUCAAAUCCAUUUUCUAAAAAAUUUGAAUAAUCGCCAAAUUAUCUUUGAUAGACCGACAGAUUUACAAAACACACCAAUUAAUGAGUAUCGAACUUGUGAUCACGAUAAUACAAUAUUAAUAAUAUUAUAUGGGUAAACAAUUACUAAUCAGUAAUCACUUUAGAUAGAAUUAGGUAGGUAGAUAUGUUAUGAUAGAGAAUAUUAUAUGGGAAGUUAUUUUGCUAUGGAAAGACCCGAUCUAAAAAUACAAUUAUCAAUCGACUGCAAAUCAUCUAAUCUAAUGUUUUUUUAAUGGUUUUAAUAAUUUAUCUUAAAACAUUAAAUUUAAAAAAUAUUUUGAAAAAGUCAGGAGGGGCAAAUGGCCCAGCUUGUCCCCCUCCGGGCGCCUAUGUACAUGAUAAAUAUUAAACAAUAACAAUAAUUAAUUCAUAUAACCAUUAUAGCCAGAUGACUUAAAAAAAAAAUUCAAGAUUAUUUAAGCUGACUGUAUUUAAACCGAAAAUUAUUCUUUCAAAAAUGAUGUCCGAGCCAGAAAAUAUUCUCGCUGAUAAUAUUUUAGUCUCUAGUUGCAAUUUAAAUUAAUCAGUAAAUGUUAAACGCCAAAAUUUUAUUCAAAAUUUUAAAUAUUGUCCAUGGAACAUGGAUCAUUUAUGGUAACCAGUAAAUAUCACACUAUCAAUUCUCUAAGAUACAAAUUGAAAUCACAAUAUCAUAGAUCAGUAUCAGAUUGAGGUGGUGAUCGAUAUUUUAUUCGAAAAUAUUUCGUUAGAAAAUAAUUCCCCAGAGAAUGUCCACGAAAAUUAUUCAAACAGAAAAAUGUCUAGAAAAGUAUUUUAGUUAAAAAAAUAAUUUAUAUGGAAAUAUUACAGUCGAAAAUUGUUCAAGUAGAAAAAUUAUUUUACUAUACUCUAUUCGGAAUAAGAAGAAUAUAUUCAAUUUCAGAAUUUUCAAUUAGUCGAAAACUAGUCGCUGACGGUCAUAGCCACGCCUAUUCUUAUAAUAUUCGCUCUUCGAGAUGGCAGUGCCAGUGCUCUCCGUGCUUAGGGAAGGCCACGCCCAUACGCAUAAUUCGGCCGCCAACUACUGUUCUUAUUCCGAAUAGAAUACAGAAAAGUAUUUGUCGUGAAAUAAUUUAUAUGAAAAAAUAUAACAGACGAAAAUAAAAUGCUUAAAAAGCUUUUUGUCCAACAAUAUUGUUAACGAAAAAUAAAUUUGCCGAAAAAUAAUUUAUUAUGAACGUAUUUUGUUAGAAAAUUAGUUUUACCAAAUACAAAUAGAGCGCACUGGUUUAGAGUGUGUAUUUUGCUCAACAUAGAUUGAUGUUAUUGAUUACAUAAUAUUUUAGUAGCGUUAGGAUCACGGACGACUAACAUACUGGACUGGAACAACAUGGCAGACGGAGGACCGGGCUGCUUAAUGCCCGUGGAAGAGAACGAGUAAAAAAGGGAAACAUACGUGAGCUAAUAUAGCGCAGCCUGGCGUACCAUAGGCAUACUAUUCCCUUCUAAACAUAAUAUUAUAUAUAAUAUUACGUACAUUAGUUCAUUCAUUAAACGCUGCGCGUGUGCUGCCACACAAAUUAGUGCCCCCAACCAAAAAUUAAAAGUGGAAAAUCUCAACGGAUUGACGGAAUUGACAAAUUUAAACACCAAAAUUUAAUUUAACUACCAUUCAAUCUAUUUAUGAAAUUUUAAGUAUAGGUUGCCAUUUGAAAAUCAAAAGUAGAUAGUACUUUCACCCCCAAAAAUUAAGGUGACAAAAAAUAAAAUAAAUGUAAAAUUGCAGAGCUGCUUGUUUCUUAAAUUUUCUACAAAAUAUUUAUUUUGUAAAUGUAAAAAAAGUUAAUAUAUUCCGAGAUAAUGAGUGUUUGAUAGAUUAAGAUAUCUGAUAGAUUGAUCACUCUGUAUAAUUAUUGGAUGGAAACACGAUUAAUGAUACGAUGAACGAUCAAUACCGUCACCUUAGCUCGUGAUGGCUGAGGACAGAAAUACAUUUGGCAAAUAGGUUUUCAUUGAAGUAUAGAUGGCGCCAGAUUAUUUCAUGUAUGAUUUAUCCUUAUAUACCUAUCCUGGACACUAAGAGUUCUGUGGUAACCAUCUCAUUUCCACUCCAAUAGGUUAGGUUAUGUAUAGUAUGUUAGUCCGUGAUUAGGAUCAGAUAUAUAAAGACAGUCUCACGAAGAUAUACUCCUUGAAUAUCUCUGGAGACAAUAAAGAUAAUCGAAUUUUUUUUUUAGGCGUCUAGAGACAGCCCACGAUUAAAUUCUUUAUCAAUUAUAAUUGUAAUAUUUCUUAUCAAAUAUUAUAAUUAUUAUGCAUGACAAAAUGUUAUCAACAUAAAAAUACAAACCACAGAAAAUUUUACAAACAUACAAAAAAAAAAAAGUAUAUUGUUUUCAAAAUAAUAAUAAUAAGUAUAUAAAUGUAGUUAGCAUAAUUUAUGUCUUAUUUUCCAUAUGCAUAAGAAAACCCAUCGUUCAGGUCAUCUAUUAUUUGUUUUCUUAUGUUGGUUUAUAUAAUCGUUGUUCUUCUGGUAUUUUUAAACGAAGUUUUUUAGUUAAAAAAGAUCGCAACUUGUUCUAAUCAUUUUUAUUGCCUUGCAUUUUCAUUUAAUGAAUCAAGAAUGUUAGAUUCUUGUUUAAAUAGUAUUUUUAAAUUUGAGUCUAAAGAUAAAUUAAUUUUAUGUAGCUUUUCAUCAUUUAAUUUAUCUGCUUGUGACACAAACAAGCUGUGCAAUUGAAGGGCUCUUGAGGUACAAGAAGGGCAUUUUCCAGAAAAAGUGUUUUGAGAUAAACGAAAUUAAAGUUUCAAAUGUGUGACACUUUUUGGAUCUGCUCACAUAGUUAUAAAAUUUGUGUCACAUGAAAGAUCGAAUCUUAAAAAAAAAAUAAUUAUAUCUUUGUUUUGUUUUUCUUUGUGUCCACUAAGUUUUAAAUUAUUAAUCAAUCAUUAAUUAAAAUUUCAAAUUAAAAUUGUAUAUACUUAUAGUGUAGAGGUCGCCGAGUUCAAAAAAAAAUUUUAAGCAAAAAGGGCAUUUCCGUGAAAAUGCAUUUCUUUUACCUAGCCCCUCAAUUGCUGAAUUUUGUUUGCAAUGCUAACUGCAGAUGGAGAAAUAAUUUGCUGCAUAUCAGAUAUUUUCAUAUAAAUUUCUUCUGUAUCCAUUGGAUUAGUAUAAUCAUUUUUGACGUUAAUAUCAUUGUCAUUUGACAUGUUAAUUUUCAUAACAUGAAUAUGUUUACACGUAUUAGUUUCUAUUGUGUAGUCGUAACAUGUACAUGCGAGUAAAAUAAUGUACACAAACUCGUGUGCAGGUUAUUUGAUAAAAAAUAUUAUAUUAUAAUUGAUAAGAAAUUGGCUCUUGGCUGUCUCUAAACGCUCGAUUUUUUUUAUAUUACACGCAGGGAAGAGGACAACAAAUAUUUAUACUUUAAUUAUUAAUAUUUUUUUAAUUAAAGAAAUUAAAAAAAUGUAUUUUAUUUUAUUAUAUUCGGAAAAUUUUAAGUUGGCCAUUCUGUAAAAAUUAUUUUCCUGAAAAUUGUAAUGCAUCACACAUUUAUUUCCGAUGAAUAGUUCCUAAGUAUUUUAGACAACCAUUUUAAAUUCCACUAAUCUGUGUGAAAACUGAUUUUAUCCAUACUGUGUUACGCGAUAACAUUGGUUUUCUCACAGAUUAGCAGAGUUUGAAAUGGCUGUUACUUAGAAACUAUUCAUCGGAUAUAAAUGUGUGAUACAUUAAAAUGUUCAGAAAAAUAAUUUUAACAGAAUGGUUUUUUUUAAAUUUUUUUCAUAAAAAAAAAAUGUAUUCAAAUAUAAAUAUUUGUAGUGUGCCAUUCUUUCCUGUGGCUAAUAUAAAAAAACAGAAUUUGGUUAUUUUUAUUAUAAUUGGAAAUAUUCAAGGGGUAUAUCUUCCUGGGACAGACUGUAUAUUACUAGAUGCCUGACUGCAAAUUUAAGGAAGCCUGGUAGCCAUGUACAAAUAGCUUAAUAUUUAAAAUUUGUUAUCAAUAUUCUAGUGAUAAUGAAAAAAUUUUAAUUUUAAUAAUUAUAUUAUUAUUUUUAAUUUUAUAAAUUUAAUUUAUUGCUACAUGAAUACUCCGUUCGCUGUAAGACCGCAACUCUUGUGUGCGUCCCCCACCACAUGGCUAUCGAUAUCUAAAUGCCAUUGCACAGUCGUCUCGACGACGCGAAGCGCUUGCACUAGAAUAGAGGUGGGAGUGCGUAUUAUUGAACGAGUUUUGGGCGCCAUUUAGUUGCGCUCUUCUAGCAAACUGAGUGUACUAUUAUGACUUUAAAGUACCACCCUAUUCAGAUUUCCUUACAGAAAAUAUGCUGUCAUUGAAAAUCUGAGAAAUAUUUCUAGUAGAAAAGUUCUUCACGUAUUAAUUGUGUUAAUUUCAGAGAAAAAUGGGUAGGCCUGGGCCUACCCACUGGUUACAUGCAAUUCAUAUAAAAACAAAUUAAAUCAAACUUAAGUACUGACACGAUGUAGGUAUUUAAUAUUAUUCUUUCACUUAUUUUAGCUUAUUCUAUGUUUAAAGUAUCAGGCAAUAAUUAAAAAUAAAAUUUUUAAACAUUUUUACUUUUUCUUUAUCACUUGAAUUAAUAAUAUCAGUUUGUAAACAUUGACUUAGCUGCAAAUGGUAGCUGACGAUAUAUUUGAGUAUUUUAUAUAUAUAUUUGUGAUUAGGGCUCUGCUAUUAAUUAAUCAUAGAUAAUAAAGAAAUGGAUAGGCAACUUCUAUAACAAUUAUAAGUGAGGUGAUGUUCCCGGAAUAGCAAUAAAGGGAGAUUAACUAAGGCAUUUAAUUAUUGUUUUGUUAUCACUUAAAUGCGAUUUUUAUGAGUGAUACUUUUGAUGUUACAUUUGUAAAUUAAUUUAUAAUUUAAUAUUAGUUUACAUUUUUUAUGUUUUAUUAAUGCACAAUUGCACAAUAUUAAUAAUACCUUACAAGUUAAACAUAGAAUUAUAUUUGUUAAUUCAUUAGAGUACGCGUGAGCCACAUUUAGGUAUAAAUAGCAUACAUUUAUAGCUCACGUUUUUUUUUAUGCUAAAUUGAUUAAUCAUAAAUUAAUUGUUGAAAUAUAAUAAAUUAUUUUAGUACAAUAGAACCUCUUUUUCAUUAAACGAAAAAAAAAACAUAGAUAAUAUGGAAAAACAAAACUCCUCAGUUUACUAAUUAAUCUUGGAUUACUGACAAGGCAAGGAUAGCUAAUCCAUUUUUUAUUAUCUAUGUAAAUAAUUAGUGGAUGCAAUAUAGAAAGCACAAAUCUAUGGUACAGUGGCUAAAUAGAUGAUAUGAGAUAACAGUGUUACCACCUUUAUAAGUAUAUUCUACCGAAAUCUGGUUCUAGCUAAACAUUAUUCUAUCAAUGUUUUUCUGAGAUAAAUUAUAUAUUUAUUCUACAAUAAAUAUUGACUUGUAGCUUGUAAAGAGUACACUAGAUGGUGUUAAUGGCCUUGCCCAAAUGCAUAGACCUUAUACUAAUAGACACGAAAUGAUUACACGUCAGGCGUGGAAAGAUAGAGGGCGCUUUGACCGAGUGACUGUAAAUUAUUAUACAUAACAUAAAAGCACAAUGAAAAAAAGCCAUGACCUAUAUUCUGAAUAUUCUUGUUAAUUAUUAAUAAUAUUAAUUUAUCAAUUAUUCCAAUUUCCGAACGCGAAUAUUAAAUGACUGAAUAUUUAAUUAUUUAUUAUUAAAUAGUAAAUAAAUAAUAGCAAAACUGUAAAACCGUUGAUUAUGUGACAUGUGUACAGUAAGUGUACAAUAAUUUGUAUUAGCGUAUUAUUGUAAAAUUAGUAUACUGGUGUCAAGGGGGGCUACAUCACUGUGAUAUGUUUCUACCAUAGAGUUAUAUAGAGGCGGUGUUACCUAUUAAACUGUAUUAUCAGAGUGAUGCCAAACUAGUGGUCAUUGACCUUAAUAAAAUGUCCAUUGAUUAUGCUAUAUAUCGCUAGAUGGCAGUUUUAAAAUAUUGUUACUCUAUGGCAUAGAUAUAUAAAAUAACAUAAUAUUUUAUAGAUCUAUGGUUUGAAUUUGUGCACCAUUUACAAAGUUAUAUUAUUAAUAUUUAUUUUAAAAUAUCGUUAAAAAAUACCUAGUUGUUUCAUUUGUGACAGAAGUAAAAUUGUUAAUCAAAAUCUGAAAAUAUCAGUAAAAUUGUAAAAAUAAAAUUGUUUUUUUUUAUGUAGCUUUAGAUUUAUAAAUUAUAAUUAUAAUAUAAUAGAUAAAAAUAUUAAAAAUAACAUAAUUAGUUAAUAGUAAUAAAUAACAAUAUUAUAAGUGAAAAAUAUUUAUAUUUUUGCUAUGUAUAAAUGCAAAUUUAUACACUUGAGUCAGGCCUACUGUUGCAUCUGGUUAUAAGGAAGGGGAAAUGACAGCUUGGUCGACUGCCGCGCCAGUCUUUGGCUGCCACGUGUGUCCAUUAUUCAAACUAUUUAAAACUAGAUAGCAGUGCGUUCUGUUACUAUUAUUUUAGAUAACUAUAGUUUUAGAUACUAAAUAAGUAAAUAAUAUUAUUAAUUAUAAUAUAAUAAUGUAAUAAUAUUUUUUUUUAUAACAGGUAUAUAUUAUAUAUUAUAUUGUAUAUAGAACAAUAUGUGGAUAUGUUUGUCCUACCUGAUAUUAAUUUUUAGCAUUUAUAGAUAGAUAUUGGAGAGAUAUUAUAGAGCUUGUUUUUUUUUGCGCAGUCUUUUUAUUUUAAUAAUUUAGGUUUUUUAUUUUUUACUGUCAUUUUUUCUGCAGCCUAUCUAUGAAUUCAUGUGUUAAUUUAUCCAGUGUAUACCAUUUUUUCAAAGCUGCAGUAGAUGAGUUUUGUAACUAAAUAAGAUAGCUUAACUGUCAGGUUGGGCUAUCCUUUUUAUGCCUAUUUGUAAUAAAAAAUAUAGAUUGGCGACCAGUUGCCGAUUGGAUUACUUUAUUUAUUAAUAAAGUGUGGGCAAUUUAUAUUUUUAUAAAAUACCAAUAGACUAAGAAAGGUUUUGGCUGAAAUACAAAUUGGUUACAACAGCUAACAUCUUUUCAGCUGAAAUACAGUUCGACUGUUUAAAGUUCCAUGGUGAACGAAGCACCUUACUAUGUUUGCGAAGCAUAUCUUUUUUUUAUGUAUUUCACUUAUGUAUUUUUCUAUGAACCACAAAAUGUUUAUUCAUGCAUCAACUUCUGAGCUCUGCUCAUGAGUGUGCUUCUGUCACAAUUGGUGAUAAUAUUUUUUAUUUACUUUUUAGGGACAGAUGAUGUUCAAAAACCAAAAGUAAAAGAUUUAUAUAAAUACAACAAGAAAAAAUCGGAUGAACUUUAUUUUGUGGAGGAUAUCCCUGUUGGUGGUCACUUACAAAGUAAGAUUUUAAUAGUUUUUUGGACCUCUGGAGUAUUUUGAUUUUGAAUUAUUGUUUUAAAGUUUAUCAUUUCAGAUGUUAAUUUUUUAUAAUUUUUAACUAAAUUUAACACAAACUUGUAUACAUUUUAUUUGUUUUAAUAAUUUGAACAAAUAUUUUUAAGUAUUUAGUACUAAUUGAACCUAAAGUCCCUGAAACAGAUGUUACACUGAUUGAAAAUAAGGUUUUCCAUAGUUUUGCAUGGCCAUAUUUAAGUUUAAUUUUAAAAAUAAGGAGCUGUUACUGUCGAUGAAUGCAUCACUGUAGUAGGUGGGAACUUGGGAAUGUAGGAUUUAUAAAAUUAUUUAAUUUAUGUCUGUAAACAACAAUAAAACAUUACUAACAAAAUAAGAUUCUGAGGGAAGUUCAGUUUCAACAUGUUUUAAAAUGUUGUAAUACUUAAGAUAAUAAUAUUACAAAAAUAACUGAAUACAGUAAAACCUCUCUAUUACGGAAUCGUUUGGGACCAAACAUUUUUCUGUUAUAGAGUUUUCCGUCAUAGAGAGGUAGUAAAAAAAAUUAAGUUUCAAGAUUGUAUGCAUGUAUGUAUGUGUUAAAAAAUUAUAUUUUAGGCAAAUAUGUACUUCGUAAAUUAAUACAGUAAGAUUAUAAUGUAUGACUUAAUAUUUAAAUGUGUUUAUGUAUAAUACUGAAGAACUAAAACUAAGAAUUAAAAAAACAUAGUGAUUCGGUAGGACUACUUUUAAAAAAAAAACCUUUUGCUUCAUAUCCAGCAAUGAGUUUCGAGAUUUUUCGCUUCCACUCCUUCACUGUUUCUUGAUUAACGUCAUUUGACUCACUACUGAUUUGUUUCCAAACAAUAUAAUGCCUUUUUUUAAAUUUUUCCAACCAACCAUUUGAUGCCUUGAAAUCUUUGACAUUCAUUUUUUCUGCCAAUUUCAUAGCUUCUUUUGUUUGUAAAAUUGGACCGGAAAUUGGUAAAUUUUUUGACCGAACGCUGAUAAACCACUCAUACAAAUUUUGGUCAAUUUGUUUAAAUGAAGGAAUUUUCAAUCUUUUACUCUUUCCCGAGUUUUCGCUAUUUACCCAUUCAUCCAUAAUCUUUUCUUUAUUUUUUAUCGCUUCGUAAAAAAUUGAGUUUUUCCACAUUUAAAUCUAUUAAUAAGUUCCUUCAUACUUGGUUUUUGUGUUUCCUUCAACUCAAUUAGUUUAACUUUAUCGGACAAUGUCAGAGCUGUAUAUGACAUAGUAAGUAAAAAUGAAAAUAUGUAUGUACAAAACGAAAUCACAACGACAAUGUAGACGGUGAGCACUUCACGUUUACUAAACGAUAUGAACAAUUCAACAGAAAAAAUACGACUGUGUUGUUCAUAUUUACAAAAUUACGUACGUAGGUUAUCUAAUCUUUUCUACACGAUCAUUAGAAGGUAUUUAAUAAACAAAAAAAUAUACCAAUCGUGAAGUGUCAAAUGAUUUUUCAGAAAAACCUAUAAUUUUUCUUAAAUAAUUUUAUUUUCCGUUUAACAGAGAGUAUUUUCACUAAUUUGAUUAUGAAAAUUGUCCGUUUCCGUUAAGUAGAGGUUUCGUCUUGGAGAGUUCAAUUUUAUAUAUUAUUUGCCCUGGGAUUACUGACAUUUUCCGUUAUAAAGAGGAUUCCGUUUAAUAAAGGGUCCGUUAUAGAGAGGUUUUACUGUAUUCCAUUUUAUUUAUUAAUUAAAAACAAUAAAACCAUUAUUUCCACAAACUCUCUCAUUCUUUCUUCUGAGAAAACAAUGCACUUUGAAUUGUAUUCUAAAGCUUGUUGUGCAUUGCUUGUAUUGUAUUUGUUACACAUAGUUUUAAAUGAGAAUAAGACAUUUUAUUUUACAUAUUUUGACAAUUAUUGAUUUUAGUCAUUUUCUUAAUUUUUGUAGAGUAGUUUACAAUUUGAAAAAUUUGAAGAAUUUGAGUGAAAUUGUAUUAGGAUUUUUAACAUAAUUUUUACAUACAAACUAUUAUGGAGGUACUUGUAUUAUAUUGUCAGACAAUAUUAAUGCCAAAAGUAUUACAUAACAGUAUAGUGGUAUUAACAUGGUAUAUUUAGAUUCGCUAGAUUUCCAGAUACAAUAGAAUUCAAAUUAAAUAAUGAUAAGUAAGUUAAAGAUAACUAGUUUUGUCUGUAAACAUUUUUACAAAUUUAUCUUAAAAUAUUAUUUUUAUCUAAAUAUAUAAAAAUAAAAUAUUUGAAGUACAUUAUUGUUGUAGCGUAAAAUCAUUUUUGGGGUUUUCUUGGGCAUUAAAAUUCCCAGCUCUACUUUUAUAAUUAAUCAAAAAAUAAAUUUAAAUUAUAUUUAAAUAAUUUAGUUAUAUAUGUAUAUAUAUUAUAUAUUUUUUUUCAGAACUCCAAAUGGCAAUGAUGGCCGCUGCAUCAAAAACUUCAAAUAAAAGAUCUUUAGAACCUGGUAAAGUUGUUUAUUAUUUUAAGAAUUAUAAUAAUUUAUUGAAAUAUAACAUAUUUAUAUUAUUAUAUUAUAAUAAUUAAUAAUAAAUAAUAUUAUUUGUUUUCAGAAAAUAAUAUUGCUAAAAAAAUAAAAAUAAAUGCUCCUAAAAAUAAUAAAGAGGGUAAGUUUUAUUUAAUUAUUUAAAUAAUUUUAAUAAUUUAUUGAAAUCUAACAUAUUUAUAUUAUAAUAAUUUAUAAAUAACAUUAUUUGUUUUCAGAAAAUAAUAUUGCUAAAAAAAUAAAAAAAAAUGCUUCUAAAAAUAACAAAGAGGGUAAGAUUUAUUUAAUUAUUUAAUUAAUUAUAAUAAUUUAUUUAAAUCUAACAUAUUUAUAUUAUAAUAAUUAAUAAAUAAUAUUAUUUGUUUUCAGAAAAUAUUGCUAAAAAAAUAAAAACAAAUGCUUCUAAAAAUAAUAAAGAGGGUAAGGUUUAUUUAAUUAUUUAACUAAUUAUAAUAAUUUAUUGAAAUCUAACAUAUUUAUAUUAUAAUAAUUUAUUAAUAAUAUUAUUUGUUUUCAGAAAAUAAUAUUGCUAAAAAAAUAAAAAAAAGUGCUUCUAAAAAGAAUAAAGAGGGUAAGGUUUAUUUAAUUAUUGACUAUUGAUUAUUAAUUAAUGAUUAUUAUACUAUUCAUUGUAUACACAUUUUAAAUAAUAUUUAUCAUGCUUUCAGUGCCAAAAAAUAAAAAAGAAAAAACAACCAGCUUAUUAAGUAACAGGGAAAAAAGGAUUAUUGCACGAAACACUACUAAGGGUAAGGUUUAUUAAAAUUUUUAUUUUUGUGCUUAUAAAUUAUUUAGAUAAUAAAAGUAAUAGUAAAAUAAUAUUAUUUGUCUUCAGGCAAAACUAAAACUAAAAAAGCACAAAUGCACACACAAAAAAAAUAAAAUUGAUCUUGAUAUAUAGAUUUUAUCUUGAUAAAUAUAAUUAUAGUUUGUGUGAUGUUAAUCUUCACUUAUGAUUAAUUCUAUAAUUUGUUGAGAUUUUGUUUUAUUAUAUUUCAAAUUUGUAUUAUUACAAUUUGUUUUUUUACUGGUGUGGAUUACAUUUGUCUAAUAUCAAGUGUACGAUUUGUAUAAUUGAUUUUAUUAACUUUUCAGUUAUAAUUGGUACUAUGUACUUGUUAUUAUAUUAAAAGAAGUUAAAAAGAAAUAGUUGUGUUUCAUUGAUUAUGAAUAUAAUUCAUUUGAAAGUAUUCUGAGUACACACUUUCAAAUCAUCUGUAACAAUUGUGAAGUAUUGUUUUUGAUUAUUUGUUUUUCAAAGUUUUUAGAUUCUAAGUGAAUCAAGAAAUCCAUUAAUUUUUACAAUGAUUUUUAAUUACACUAUUAAACAAAACAAGGAUUGUAAUUUUUGAUUUUUUUUUUUUUUUUUUUAUGUUAUUCAGUUAAAAAUAAUUAAGACUUGGUAUUUUCUUUCUUGUUGUAAUUAUUAAGCUUUUUCUAGAUGUGGUACACUUUUCAAAACAUUCUAGUUAUUUUGAGCUAUUUGUAAUGCCAUUUCAAAUGUUAGAGAUUUUUAUUUUUUAUUUACAUUUAAUUUUUUAGCUUCUCAUAAAUUUCAUAAUUUGAUAUACAUUUAUCAUAAGUUGUUUAUAUGGCACUGUACAAAAAUAAAACAAAAUUGUAAUCCCUGUUUUUUUAAAAAAGAUUAAAAAACUUUUUAUGUUUUAGUUUUGUUAAUGAAAAUUGUAAAAAUCGUAACAUUUUGUGUUCUGAUUUCUGGUAGGGAUAUUAUGUAGAUAAUACUUUUUUGGUCCCAUAAAUAUUAUUAAUUCUAUGAGAUUUAUAAUUCUAAUUGAGGCGUAGAGCACAACAGUGGCUUAGUUUAUAGAAGUAAUACUCCUAUUACAUACAUAGAAUUUGUGUACUCAAGGCAGUUAUAAUAUCUCGUGUAUUUAAAUGAAACAUUCAUAUUGAGGACUAAUGGGUGUGGUCAGUCUGGACGAAUCAAGGUUAGGUAUAGACUGAAAUAUAGACUGUGGUAUGAGAGAGAGCAACUGUUCAUUUCUAGGAUAAUCAAUUAAAACACUCCAUUCUUGUGGUAUUCUGUAUUUUUGUUAUGAAUUAUGAAUAAUAACAUGAAGAUUGAAGACUUGUGAUUUUUGGAGUCAAUACUUUAUUUCAUGAUUUAAACAUAUUUAAUUAAUAUUUGAUAGGUAAUUAAUAUUUAAUAGGUAAUUUGAUACUCAUAUCAAUACAUAUCAAUAAAUUAACAAAUUUUAAUCAAAGUAUUAUUUAUUUUUAGAUAUAAUGCGCCAAGAACAAGAUAAAUUAGGUAAGUUAAAAAUAAAAGUAAAUGAUAGUUAAAAAAAUUAAAAAAAAAAGUUAACCAGUGUAUACUACAGCAUUUUCAUGCUAUCAGUUAUUGUAACAACUUAAAAUUGAAGAUAAUUUAAAAUUUAUUUUUAUAGUUGGUAUUAAACACUAUUAAUGAAAUUUAUUGGUAUAGUAGCAAUCACUAGCAUCUUUAUCAUAGUUCAAAAAUUUGAAUUUUUUCCCCCAUUUUUAGUCAAUUGCAGCUUUCAGUCCUUAGAACGAAGUUUUACCUUCGGGAACACCUUAUUAUACUGAUUAUUAAAUGUUCUGUCUAGAUGUAUAAGUCCAUAAUUGAAAUAUACAAGGUUAUUGCAGAUACUUCUCCACUUAAUCAUUUUUUGAUGCACAGAAAAUAAAAUGGCAGUGUAAUGUUUUUAUUGGCUAUUAUGAGUUCAGAAUUGGCGGCAAUAUUUGUUUUUUGACCUGUUAAUAAUAAAAUAAUUUAAAAUAUACUCAAUGUCUGUAUUACAAAACUAUAUGGUUGUCAUUAUUUUAUCAUAUAGUUAAAUUAUUUAUAAUACCUGCAUUAGGUUAGGUUGAGUUGAAUAUCAUGUUAUAAGAAUACCAUAAUGUGUUUUGUCAUUUAUUGUCAGCAAGUGAUAUUUUAUAACAUUUAAUUUAAUUAUUUCAAAACAUUAUAAUAAAAUAUAUGACACAUAUAGUGUAAUAAAUUAUUAUUUAGAUAUUAAAAUGCUUUCUGCAAUAACCUUGUAUAUUUCAAUCAUGUAUAUGUCUAUGGCAGAUAUAUAUAUAUUUUAUAGUUGUUAUGUUAUCAACGUUGUCAAAGUUACCAACGAAAAAAAGGUAAUAUUUUUAUCAUAAGUUGGUUAAAAAUGUGUAAAAUCAUAAUGGAAUGUCUGCUAUAUAUAUGAGAGUAAUUAUACAUAAUGCGUAUUCUAUGUAUUUGUUCAUUGCUUUUUCAGAGAGUUGAAUUAUCAUGGAACAUAAAGUGUAUUAAUGUAAUAAUGUAAAAGGUGCUGCCAUCUCGGGGAAAAUUAAAAGACCAAAAAUAGGUCAUUGUUAAAUUAAAAUAUAUAGGCUGUCCUAUAAAGUAUACCCCUUGAAUAUCUUCGGAGAUAAUAAUAAAGAUAAUCAAUUUCGGGUUCUUUUUUAUAUUACUGAGAGGAUGAAGACUACAAAUAUUUAUAAUUGUAUUAACAUUUUUUUUACUAAAAAUAUUUAAAAAAUAACUUAAUUUUAUUAUUUUCACACAAUUUUGAGAUAGACAUUCCGUAGAGUUUAUUUUGUUGAAAAUUUUAAUGUAUUAUACAUUUAUAUCCGAUCAAUAAAUAAAAUGCUGGAUAAGUAGAGUUUUGUGUUGCUUACUCAUAUUAAAGACAAAAGUGAAGAUUAUAGAGGAAUAUAAAAAUUAUGAAUACGGGUCAUAGUAUAAAAAUUUGGGUAAAGUGUAUGUAAUUGAGAAAUCAGUAUUAGAAAAUCUGUUAAGUUUUAACCAGGAAAAUCAAUAAUUUGAGAGACCAUACAAUAAAUAGGUUUUAAAAUGGUUUUUGCGACUCAACUGUUAGGCCAGCUGCACAUUGAGAUGUAUGUAAAGUAUGUAACCCAAAAUAGUGAAGCUCAAUUUUUUGUGAUCCACAGAUUUAAAAUUACGAUUGAGAGGCAUGACAGGACGGAGCAUUUUAGAACAUGCGUGAAUCUGCUACACCCUGUGUUUGUGACUUAACUGUGAAUGUGUUACACAGUUUAUAUUAAAAUGUAUACAUGAUCAAUUCACAAAGACCUUCAGAAAAUUCCAACUGAAAACUGACAUCAUUGUAGAAUAUGCCAAAAGUUUCAUUGAGUCUAUUUUUUGUAAAAAAAAUUUAAACUCAUUAACUAUAACUUCUUAUCAUCUUAUCAUCUAUAUCUUAUAAUCAAAAAAUUUAUCAAAUUUUAAGUUGUACUAUUAAAUGUUUUUAAAUAUCAUUCGCAAAAGGUCCAUUCAAAAGUAUUUCAAAAUUUGAAUCGCCAUUUUUGUUAAAGUUUGUAGAAGCGGUUUUAUCUUUCGACUAGAGAUGUCUGUAUUUCUUCUUAAUUAUGGUUAUGUUUAGCCAUUAAAUGCUAUACUAUUUCCCAAUGAGUCCAAUAGGUUUAAAUUCAUAAAAACAGCGAAUGUUUCACAGUUCCCGAUACACUGACUCCAUGUAUUGUUUGGAGUAUAGCAUGUACUAAACAAAUCAAUCAUUUUUGUAUGCAGAUACUAACUCUUAACCGGUAUCUGUAUCAAAAAGGACUAACUCAAGGAUAAACCUUAACUCUUUGGGACACCAAUUUAUUGGUUUUAUUAAACUCGCCAUUACCAAUAGUGAAAUUAGAAUUUUUUUCACGGAUGGGCGAGGAUAUAUUUUAAUUAUUCUGUAACUAUGCAUAUCAUCAGGAGAGGGGAGCAUAAUAAAUUAUACAACAUUAAACAANUAUGAUUAUAUUUAAAUAAAUUUAAAACUUAAGAAGUAAUGGUAUUUUACUGUAUUUUCUUUUCAUUUCAUCAUUAUUCACUAAUAAAAAAGUUAAAAGAGAUAAAUUUUACUUUUAAAAUAUAAACUACAGAUAGUUUGUAGAUUUGAGACAUUGAAAAUUGAGAUAUUAAAAAAAAAUUUUUUGUUGAAACAAUUUAAAUCUAGCACUACUUUUGAAAAAUCCUUUAACACGAUCAUUUUUAAUUUUUUUUCAUAUAACAUAUUUACAAGUAAAAACUGGGCAAUUAAGUUGUGAUUGUCUCCCUUAAAUAUGUUUUUGAGUUCUUAUUAAUAUAUUUGUUUAUGGUUACAGAGAAUGAUCGAAUUGCAAAGAAAUUGAAUGCUACAAAAAAUAAAAAAAAAUUGGUGAAAAAUAAAUCUAAUGACUCAGAAAAUGAUUCCAUGAGGAAGAAAUCACGUGAGUAAAUUUUGAGUAAUAAUUAAAAUGGUACACGGAAAUUCACCGUGUGAUAGAUUUGUAAAGUGAUUUGAAUUCUGAGGGUUCUACUUCUAUUGUUACAUGUUCUUUUUUUUAUACUCAUUUAAUAUGAUAUGGUUAUUGCGCUAUUUCCAGUAAAGCAAAUAUUUAUUCCUAAUGAAAUUUUGGGUCGUAGCAUUUGAUGAUCAAGAGCCCACUCUAAAAAGUAUCAUUUAUAACUUUUUUGUCUGCUUACAAGGUCUGUCCAUAUGAUCUAGUUAACAAGUGACAUGCCGAACGGUAUAGUUUUCGCAUGAAUUUCCAAUAAUUAAAGCCAUCGAUAGUUUAAUCUCUGUACUUUGAUAGUCGUUUGUUAGCUAUAAAAUAUUGUGGAUUUAAGUGAUAAAAUGUAUUUAAAUUUAAAUUAUCAAUAUGAAUUUUACUGCAUUGUUGUAGAAGAUUGGUGUUUUUCCAGCUCUGUAUAUCCUUACAGGACACCUUCAAAUGAAGUUAAACUUUUUGAAUGCGUGAUGUAAAUAUCAAAAUAAUAUGCUUUUUGAGAGUUUUAAUUUUCAACCUCUUUUCUAACUUUUCGUAUGCCCAAAUUUCCUGUUUUCACAGGAAAUAUUGAGGUUUUGAUAUUCCUAAAGACCUUUCUAAGUAAGUAACGAGAUUACAAUGUUUGUAUAUAAAUAACAUUGUUGUUGUGGCAUUUCCUUUAGAAGAUUCAACUUCCAAUCUGCGCCCUAUAUUUUAAUGAUAAUUUUUUAUUUGAUUCCAUAUCAUUACCGGAAGGUGUUUUUUUUUUUUUUUGCGAUCCUGACCGUUUUCACAAUAAUUUAUUAUUAAAAGUUAACCCGGCAAUAAAAAUCCCUUAUUUAUUUAUACCCUUAUACCAAAUCUAUGACACGUCAGUUAUGUAAAACAGACAUUAGUUCAGAGAGUAAAUUUAUUAUGGUUUUGUUCUCUGACAAAUGCCCCUUGUACAUUUGAAAUAAUGUAUUUAAUAAAAAACUUUUACAUAGUUACACAGUGGGAUCAAAAAGUACCCGGUAUACUCGAAUAGCUCGCCAACGCAGUGUCAUGUCCAAAAACAGUAGGAUUGAUAUCACUAGACUCUGUAACUUCUUCGGAGCACAUUUGUAUUUGUAUAUUCUCUAUAACUUUCUAUGUUUUUUAUGUGACCGAUGUUUUCUUAAAAUAUUUUCUUCGCAUUUGAUGAUUUUAUAAUAAACUCAAAAGAAAAGCUUUGUUUAGGAGAGGUUGGUUGGUUUGGUUUUGUUGACACAAUCUUGUUUGGUAGAGGAAUGUAUCGUUGUUUCACAUGACUUUUCCUAACAAAUUUUGACUGAAAAACUGCGGAUGUGCUGAGUGAAAGUUUUUCUCGAGAAUGUGGACGAAGGUGCAAGUUCAGGUUAAUCUGGAACUUUUUGAUAUAGUAAAUCACUGAGAACAUAAUGACAAUUUUUCAUAAUAAAAAUCACUAUGUGUUCAAUAUUAUCAUAAACAUGAAAGAUUAGUCCUCUCUAACCAACAUCCUCCUCCUUCCUUCAAAAGCUUUUAUUUUGGAUUUAUUACACAAUCACCAAAUUCGAAAAAAAAUAUUUUAAGAAAACAUCGNCAGAUGUAUUUCGAUGAAGUCCCAGAAUCCAGUGAUAUCAAUUCUACUUAUCCUGGACAUUCGGUCGGAGCUCAAUUCAAGUAUUCCAUUAUCUUUUUGAUCCCACUACAUACAGAUGAACUAUUUUUCCAUUUAAUCAUCAGCCCUUUCAAUGCAUGUAAUGUGGUGAGGGAUCAAUUUUCGUAUGCCUUGGUCAAAUAACUCUGCCGCCACCUCUUUUGCUAGGACUGGUACUAGAAUAAAAUACUGGUAGUUGGAAUUACCAUUAUUAAUGUAUACCGGUAGUUUUUAUAUUAUUGGUAUUUACUGUAAUUUCCGUAUUAUCAAUAUCACGAUAAUUAAUGUAUGCAUGUAAAUAGGGUCCUUAAAUGCAUAGAGCUUGAGCCAGAAAGGACCAUUGGCACCCAAAUGGUUAUACGUAUCGAACUACUACGAUAGUUUUACAUUAUCAAUUUACUCUGUUGUAUCUAGAAACUGUCACUAUCGAAAUUAUAGUCCAUACUAUUGAAACUAUUGGACUAUCAAGUAGUUCAUUCUAUUGACAAUAACAAUUUUAUCGUAAAAAUGUCUUGACAGGUUGACUGCCAUGAGACCCUUCUGUGAGUAACACAAUGUUUGCAAAGUGUUUUGAGGUAGUUGAUGAUUUUGUUUAUUUCUUUUUUUAUCAGUGUGAAAAUAUUUAUACAAUUUUGUUGAUAAAGAAUUGAUAGUAAAAAUACUAACAACAUGACCCAUCAGUAGUAUACGUUAAAAAUGUAUUAUGUAACACACAUAUGAGUCUUAGAAAAUAAACUGCAUAUCAACUUUGACCCAUGUGUGUGUCACAAGACAUUGUAGCAUCUAUGUAGGAAUGGCUAUGGCAGUCAACAAUGUUAAUAUUGCAUAUUAGAUAUGGUAGCAUAAUUGUGUUUUUUUUUNCAUUUUAAAAUGUAUGCUUAUUUGUUUAUAGGUUAUGAAAUAAAUAACGAUAAUAUCAUAAACACAAGUCGUCGUCAAUUAAAAACUACAGCUUCAGUUUCAUUAACUGAAAAUUUAAGACCUACCUUAAAGCUACAAGGUAAACCUGAUACUUUAGAUAGUUUUGAUAGUAAUGGUAACAUUUAAGGUUUUAUAGAUGAGAUACUAUCAAAAAUUUGAUACAUUUUUAAUAAUUACUUUGUUAUUUUUAUAAAUUAUUAAUAGAUAUCAAUAUUGAUUAUGAGAAAAACAACUCUAGUUCCUCUAGCUGUGAACUAUUGGAACACAAUGUUUUAGCACGAGAAGAUUCCAAUGAUUCAAAAUGUAGUUCAGCUUAUAAUAAGUCAAGUACGAUAAUGAUCUAUUUUAUAAGUAUUUAAUUUUUAAAUAAGAAAUCAUUUUUAAUUAACUUGUAUUAUGAGUUUUUUAUUUUUCAUUUUGUGUGAAUAUUUCAAAUAAUAGAAAUUUCGCCAUAAUCUAAAAAGACUAGCUUAUUUUGCAGUAUUUUGGAACUAGUUUGUGUAUUGAGGUUAUUUUUUUGACAUCUGCUGAUAAACAUGAAACAAUAGUCUUCUCUAACAUACAUCCUCCUGCCUCCCUCUUCAAAACCUUUUAUUUUGGAUUUAUUACAUAAUCGCCAAAUUCGAAAAAAAUAAUUUAAGAAAACAUAGGUUACAUCGGAACAAUGAAAGUUAUAGAGAAUCUACAAAUACAGAUGUAUUUCGAAGAAGUCCCAGAAUCCAGUGAUAACAAUCCUACUUAUCCUAGACACUUCGUUGGAGCACAAUUCAUGUAUUCGGGGAACUUUUUGAUCUCACUACUUACACAUGAACUAUUUUUCCAUGUAGUCCCCACCCCUUUCAAAGCAUGUUAUGAUGUGGUGAGGGAACAAUUUUUGUUUGCUUUGGUCAAAGAACUCUGACGCCACCGCUUUUGCUAGAAAUGGCACUAGAUAAAAUACUGGUACUUGGAAAUAACAUUAUUAAAGUAUCCUGGUAGUUAAUACCACCGUUAGUUUCUAUAUUAUUGGUAUUUACUGUAAUUUCCGUAUCAUCAAUAUCACAAUAAUUAAUGUAUGCACGUAAAUAGGGUCCUGAAAUACAAAAAUCUUGAGUUUUUUUUUUUUUUUAGUAUUUUGCUACUAGUUUGUGUAUCUCAAUACACAAAAAGUAACCUUAGUUUUUUUUUGACAUCUGCUGUUUUCCUAGUAAUUAGGAAAUAAUAAAUUUUAAAAACGGACAAANUCAUGAUUAAAAAUUUUUGUUCAUUUUUGUUUUACCAAAAGAAACCUUGCCCAGUAUUUCAAAAGGGGAUUUAGUAGGUUGUGUUGGAGUUAAUUUACUUUUUUUAAAUGGUUCAUUUCAUAAUCACUCCCGAAAUUGCCAUUAAAUUUGUUAGUAUAAUGGAUUAUUUUUAUCAUAUUGGAGAUGUUGGCAUUUCAAUAACUCAGAACCUAUUAUUUUUGUUCGUAAUAAAUUUUCUUUACCUUCACAAAAGUUUAACUGAAUUCUGACAUCAUCGUAGAAUAUGCCAAAUGUUUCUUUCAGUCUAUUUUUUGUAAAAAUAAUUUAAACUCAUAGUUAACUUCUUUAACUAAUCCGAGCCAUGUUUUCAGUCACAUUAAAAUGUUGGAACUAAAAACCUUUUGUUAUUACUGUAUGAUAGUAUUGUAUUAUCUUGGAUUAAUUUUGCUUGAAAUGAAUAUGAUGUUUGCAUAUCUUACAUGAUGUAAGUUAUGUAGAAUUAUAUUCGAGUCUAAUUUUGAGAUUUGAAAGUACUGGGGCUGUUCAAGUUCUCAAAUUGAAACAAUUAUCUUAUAUUUUGAUAUUAUUUUAAUUCUUUUAAUUAUAAUAUUGCUAAAAUGAAAGAGUAUAAAAAGAUCGAUGUUUUCAAUUUCUAUCCUAUAAUCAAAAUAUUUAUCAAAUUUUAAAUUGUACUAUUAAAUUUUUUUAAAUAUCAUUCGCAAAAGGUCCAAUCAAAAGUAUUUCAAAAUUUGAAUCGCCAUUUUUGUUAAAGUUUGUAGAAGCGGUUUUAUCUUUCGACUAGAGAUGUCUGCAUUUCUUCUUAAUUAUGGUUAUGUUUAGCCAUUGAAUGCAAUACUUUUUCUUAAUGAGUCCAAUAGGUUUAAAUUCAUAAAAACAGCGAAUGUUUCACAGUUCCCGAUACACUGACUCCAUGUAUUGUUUGGAGUAUAGCAUGUACUAAACAAAUCAAUCAUUUUUGUAUGCAGAUACUAACUCUUAACCGGUAUCUGUAUCAAAAAGGACUAACUCAAGGAUAAACCUUAACUCUUUGGGACACCAAUUUAUUGGUUUUAUUAAACUCGCCAUUACCAAUAGUGAAAUUAGAAUUUUUUUCACGGAUGGGCGAGGAUAUAUUUUAAUUAUUCUGUAACUAUGCAUAUCAUCAGGAGAGGGGAGCAUAAUAAAUUAUACAACAUUAAACAAAACACACAUUUUUUUUUAUCAGUUAUGAUUAUAUUUAAAUAAAUUUAAAACUUAAGAAGUAAUGGUAUUUUACUGUAUUUUCUUUUCAUUUCAUCAUUAUUCACUAAUAAAAAAGUUAAAAGAGAUAAAUUUUACUUUUAAAAUAUAAACUACAGAUAGUUUGUAGAUUUGAGACAUUGAAAAUUGAGAUAUUAAAAAAAAAUUUUUUGUUGAAACAAUUUAAAUCUAGCACUACUUUUGAAAAAUCCUUUAACACGAUCAUUUUUAAUUUUUUUUCAUAUAACAUAUUUACAAGUAAAAACUGGGCAAUUAAGUUGUGAUUGUCUCCCUUAAAUAUGUUUUUGAGUUCUUAUUAAUAUAUUUGUUUAUGGUUACAGAGAAUGAUCGAAUUGCAAAGAAAUUGAAUGCUACAAGAAAUAAAAAAAAAUUAGUGAAAAAUAAAUCUAAUGACUCAGUAAAUGAUUCCAUAUGGAAGAAAUCACGUGAGUAAAUUUUGAGUAAUAAUUAAAAUGGUACACGGAAAUUCACCGUGUGAUAGAUUUGUGAAAUGAUUUGAAUUCUGAGGGUUCUACUUCUAUUGUUACAUGUUCUUUAUAUACUCAUUUAAUAUGAUAUGGUUAUUGCGCUAUUUCCAGUAAAGUGAAUAUUUAUUUCUUAUGAAAUUUUGGGUCGUAGCAUUUGAUGAUCAAGAGCCCACUUUAAAAAGUAUCGUUUAUGUAUUAGCGUCUGCCCGAGAGACGUGGCUCAUGGUACGGUUUUCAAACUGCGACUGUUGUGCGGAUUUUAUAAAACACACUAGUUUUCCUCACUUUUUAAAAUAACAGCUCAUGGUCAUUUGUAGUGAAUCUAGAUUUCGUCAUUUUCGAUAUUUUUCGAUUGAAUAAAUUAAUUUAUACAAAUAUAAUUUAAAUUCGUUCAGAAUAAAAUCGCAAUGCGAUGCACGCAAUACAAGAAAUACAUUGAUUCCAGAGCACUACGAUCAUCAAACGCGAAUAUUGUUGACACGCACACGUCGAUUACACAAUGGAAACCAUGAUGAGGCAUUUAUUUUUAAACAAUUCUGAUAAUUUUAUGAUAUUGAUUGGUAUAAAUAGUUUGUGUAGCCAUUGAACUAGCCACAGAUUAUUAUCCUUUUGUUACACAUGGUUCCUUAGAGUGAAAGUUUUUCUGUUGUCAAAUAAGACGGCCACUGCGUGUUGUUUAUUAUUUAUUGUUUUGUUUUAUGCUUAUUUGGUCCACCACUUUGAUCAGAUUAAGAGUAGUUGAAUGUUCUAGCUCAAAUGCGUACUCCUUGUUUCUUAUCUUAUUUGCUACUUCCAUCUAUAGUUCUUUGAGUAUGACCAGUUCAUAAAGUUUUGAUCGAAAUUGACAUGUUUAUAUAAUUCAUGAUUUUCGUCAUGUUUUUUGGUAGGUAGUAGAAAAAUAAAUAGGAAUAAAAUCAUUAAAAAUGUUAGUAAAGGCCAUAAUUUGGCAUUUUUGGAGGUAUUUUAGUGCUGUGUUCAUUCUCGAGGCUGUGCCUGAAGAAUUAUGUUUAGGAAGUCUUACAUUAUCUAGGGUGAAAAUAUUUGAUUUUGUAAUAAUAGUGUUUUGAGUCUUUGGAUGAAAGUGAUGACCUCUAGCAUUUCAAGAUUAGAAUUUUUUGUGAAUUGGUGGUCUAGUUAGUCCGCAAUAAGUUCAACUGUUUUGUCCGCCAACAAAGUCUGUCCAUAUGAUCUAGUUAACAAGUGACAUGCCGAACGGUAUAGUUUUCGCAUGAAUUUCCAAUAAUUAAAGCCAUCGAUAGUUUAAUCUUUGUACUUUGAUAGUCGUUUGUUAGNUUAUCAAUAUGAAUUUUACUGUAUUGUUGUAGAAGAUUGGUGUUUUUCCAGCUCUGUAUAUCCUUACAGGCCCCCUUCAAAUGAAGUUAAAUUUUUUUGUAUGCGUGAUGUAAAUAUCAGAAUAAUAUCAUGCAUUUUGAGAGUU
Molecule: messenger RNA, 32291 nt
Organism: Cinara cedri
Lineage: Eukaryota; Metazoa; Arthropoda; Insecta; Hemiptera; Aphididae
Source: the annotation of a GenBank genome assembly